CGUUAGAAGCCGAGUACCCUGUGUGUAUGCUGGCUUGCAUUUAUAGCCACCGAACCUAGAAAAUCUCCUUCAAAGACUUCCUGCCGCUACAACUCCUACUAAUUCAGACACAGUAACACUCACACAGUCGCUUUCUCAACCUUCUCACAAGCAUCACGCAUCCGAAGCUUAAAAGCUUUCCCACUUUUUCUGAAAAUGGAGGAAGGUCCACAAAUUGUGACCAAAAGUGGAGAAGUUGUUGAGGUGAUGGACGGUUCAGAUAUAAUGGAGUUAGUUGAGAACGAUAAGGUUUUUAGUAACUUCGUCGAUCACAAGUUUCGUGACCUCGAUCGCGAUUGUGACGGACAUCUCUCUGUUAAAGAACUUCAACCUGCCGUUGCAGACAUCGGCGCCGCCCUCGGUUUGCCUCCUCAAGGAACUUCCGCCGAUUCCGAUCAUAUUUACGCUGAGGUUCUUAGUGAAUUCACUCAUGGUUUAAAGAGAGACCCCAUUGUUAUUCUACGCAUAGAUGGGGAGGAUCUACUUGAAUUCAUUGAAAGCCCGAGUUUUGAACCAGAAAUGAUGUCCAUAUUUUCAGAGAUUGAUAUUCCAAAUGGGUCUCUUACUGACUACAUUAACAAGGCUUUUGAGAAACUUACUGUAGAUAAAGGGAUGCCUCCAGUUUUAGAUUCAUGGGUUACAAGUAACAUUAUAACACCCGCACUACAGUCAUGUGGUGUUUCUCAAGAGAAACCUGUUUCUCAAGACGUGUUUUUACCAGAGUUUAAGAAGGUUUCAGAGACUGUGGCUCAACGUCUCAAGGAGCAUCCUGUUAUUGUUGCUCACAGUGAGAACACUUUUGAUGGAACCGGGGUUAGGAGACUGUUAUCUAACAAGUUUGAACUCGAAAAGACUCUAGAUACGACAGUGAAGACAAUGCCAAAAGAUCAAAAUGGGAAAAUCUCCAAGGACUGUGUACGCCUGGCACUUGAUUUCUUGGCUUCUGCAGCUGGUUUGCCACCUUUGGGUGCUGUGUAUCAGAUAGAUGAGGUUAUAGCCGAAUCAUGCAAGAUGUUAGACAUGGAUGAUGGAAAGCUUGUGAAAGAAGAAGAGUUCAAAAAAAUACUGACUGAACUACUUGGAAGCAUUAUGCUGCAAUUAGAAGGAAACCCGAUCUCAGUUUCCACAAACUCAGUGGUUCAUGAACCUCUAGCUUCAGCUUCCACUCUCUUGCAACCUUUGUCUAUGUAAUGGUACAACUUACAAUGCUUUAUGUACUACUACUACUUUCAUAUGAACUUAUAGAAAUAACAAGUAAAAGUCAAUGUACAAUCAUGAAUGCCUCUGGUGCAAUCUUGUUUAGCAUUUGGUUGUACUGGGAGAGCCAUGAGUAAGGUUUAAUUAAGUGUAUGGUUUUAUGUGUAACUUGUAAUGACCCUAACAGUCAUGUAAUUCAAAAAGGGAUACGGACUUGUUCCAUGUUCAUGAUGGUGCAUCUUUUCUUAAUAAAUAUAUAGUCUCCAUAAA
This is a messenger RNA of Lactuca virosa, 1506 nucleotides long. The record is from the annotation of a GenBank genome assembly. Lineage: Eukaryota; Viridiplantae; Streptophyta; Magnoliopsida; Asterales; Asteraceae.